AUGAAAGAAACAAUCUCUGAGAAACUUGAGAAAUAUUUCUUUAACCUUCAAUAUGAAGAUUAUGAUAAGGCUGACCAAAAACUUAUUCAGCUUUUAUCUUUAGAAACUAAAGAAUGCGAAGAAUUGUAUCAAAAAGAACCCAAACUUUUUGAUCAAUAUUUUAGAAUGACUAAAAUAGAUGAACCUGAUACUGAAUCAGAACAAGAAGAUAACUUUAAAACUAAUACAAAGACUGUUAAGUUCGAAUAUUCAGAUAUGGAAGAUGAUGAAGCAGAAUCUUCUUAUACAGCCACAAGAAGAGGCAAUAAAAAGAAAUAUGAGUUCAAAAUGCCUGUACACAAUGGUAUUCCAGAUAGUAGCAAAGGACCCAAUACGAUCAAUAUACUCAAUAUUGAUUGUAUCCAAGAUCUAAAACUCAGAGAAAGAGUUGUAGAAAAAUGGGUUACUGAGAUUUCACUAAUCUUACAGACAAACCCAGAUGAAUUUGAAAAAGCAAAAAAUGUUCUUCUACUUUUAGAACACAAAACUGAUGGAAUUGUGCAAAAGUUCCUAAGAAACAAUAAUUGGAAUGAAGAUUUGCAUGGUUCAGAUCUUUUUGAUAAUCUCAUAAAUGUCAUAUACACUACUUUCUUAGGUCUUGAUUAUAUUUCUAAUAAAGACUUUACCAUUAAUAAGAAAGUUGACGUAGCAAGAGUUUCAAUGACAAAACUCCAAUUACAUGAUAUUAGUCUUCUCGACAAAUACACAUACACAGGUGCAUCUUUAUGUCUUGCAAGCAAAUUCAUCAUUCCGGAUGAGCUCUGGGAAAAUGCUCCCAAAGAAAUUAGUGCCACUAUUGCAAAUGGUGAAACCAUAAAGAUAAAUAAAGUUACAGAAGCCUAUAGCAAAGGAAAACCAGGUUUUCUUGAAACUCAAGAAAAAGGCUCUAAAGAAAAACAAAUUCCGGGUACUAAUAUAACCCAAGAAGGAAUUAAUAAAGAAAGGAUUAUUUCUAUUCAAACUACCAGGUUCAAACAGAUUGAAGAUCUUCUUGAAAAAGUUUGUUCUGAAAAUCCUAUUGAUCCAGAUAAAACCAAAGGAUGGAUGAAAGCUUCAAUUAAGCUCAUUAAUCCCAAAACGACAGUAACUGAUGCUUCUGAUGAAUUUUGGGGAGCUGUUUUAAAAGCUAAAACCCCCAAAAACGAAGAACAAAUUUGCAGGUACACCUCUGGCAGUUUCAAGGCAGCCGAGAAAAACUACCAUAGCAAUGAAAAAGAAUUACUCGCUGUAAAAAGAGUUAUUACAAAAUUCUCUGUAUAUUUAACACCAGUAAAUUUCCUGGUUCGUACAGAUAAUAAAAAUUUUACUUAUUUCCUCCGAACUAAGAUUGCAGGAGACAACAAAUUAGGCCGACUAAUACGUUGGCAAGAGUGGUUCUCACGAUAUACUUUCACUGUUGAACAUCUCGCAGGAAAUAAAAAUGUACUGGCAGACUGCCUCACCCGUGACUUCAGGUAUACCUUACAUCAUCCAUGA
Lactuca virosa is the source of this 1515-nucleotide messenger RNA. NCBI's taxonomy places the organism in Eukaryota, Viridiplantae, Streptophyta, Magnoliopsida, Asterales, Asteraceae. The record is from the annotation of a GenBank genome assembly.